CAUUGCACAAAAGUCUUCAGCCGCGUCUUGAAUACAUCUGUCGGCUCUUCAAAUCGUUCAUCUCCUAUUCGAUAUACGGGAUAUCGGGUCAUGGGAAAAUAGUCGGCGACAAGACCGUUUUCUAAUUCACCGGUUGAAGGACGAGUGGUGAAGGUAGCGAGCGCAACGAGUGCCGGCCGUAAGACAUUUUAGGAUAUCAGUACCAAGCGCAAUUAAUUAACGUCCCGCUCGCGCCAGCAUCUGUACCGGAUUUAUCUGCUGUCGUCUUCCCCGCGCGCGCAUCUAUCUGAGUCGGUUGCGACCAUUAUAAGUGAUGAUGACCAGUCCGCGCGAGAGUGCAACUUCUCGACUUCGUCAAACGCUUAAUCCAUUGAGAACGACCGCUCUUGGAGGAUUUCACAAUCAGCUGAACACACCGCAUUCUGCCAUAUCAAUUAGCUCAUCUCACACCUUCGCUGGACUUCAUACGCCGGCAAGUUCAGUACAACCUUACAACCCUCAAGAAUGGGUACCUUCUCCUGUUGUCGGUCCUGAGCGAACGCGACAGUUCCCACCACCGUCGUCGCUACGCGAUUCACAAACGGCAGCUCCCGCUCCACCUCCACCUUAUUCCCCUCCGCGAAGUCAGAGACCAGCUAGUAUUGUUUAUGAGACUCCUCCGGCAAACAUAUCCGCAGCUCGGGUUCCAGCCUCAAGUGUCCAUCGUCCCUCACCGGAACCAGCGAAUAGUCAAAACUUUCCUCCGCCGCCGGGCUCAAAUGGACGUGGUGCCUCUCGCGAAAGGCGUUUUGGCCUACCAUCUUUAACUAGACGAAGAGAUCGAGGCACCCCCGAGUCAUCGCCUCCUGAUCCUCAUCCUCCCACUUCACUAUCCCGACCUCAGCCACUUACAAUCCAAGUCCCCACUCCCGUAAAUCCAGCAAAUCCAGUAGACCCUAAUCUCUUCGGUGUGCCUCCUAGUGCGCGCAGGGCAGCAUCUGCGAGUGCAAUUGACACGCCGACUUCAGCUCGGUCUCGAUCGGCAUCUCAAUCGAGAUGGGAGCCCGGCAUGCCUCUACCACCGCCGCCGCCGGGGCCUCCUCCCACCCAGUCCAGAUCCCAAAGCCUUAAUAGAACCACUGAUCCCGUAGUCUCCCCACCCACGAGGAGGCCACCUCCUAGUGGUGUAACUGCUCUUGGUCCCGUUCCACCAACUCCUGCAGAUUGGGUCAAUGAGGAGCGGCAGGUCGCGCGUGGCAAAUCGACUAAUCCUCUUGGACUAACUAUCGAUACAUCUGCCGCCGAGUCUAGUUCCCAUGUUCCUCCCGAGUCGGGAUCUGCAUCGGGCUCUGCCGGCCUCAAUAGGACUGGUGCUGUCCGAGGUGAAAAAUCCUUGCGAGAAAGGCGAAAUGAGAGUAGAACACGACAGAGGCCGGAAGAUGGGAUCCAGCCUUUGACUGAUAUUAUAGUUCCUAGCGGAUCGGGCCUAACUCGAAAAUUUUCGGUUCAUAAGGGAACUCCACGCAGCGGUGGUAAAUCAAUAGCCGACGUGCCAAGAUCCGGCGAUGACGUGAACUUCGAUUCUAGAAACUCAACACCUCGUCCGUCUGCCGGACUCCACCCAGAGACACCGACGCCACCAUUUUCACCGCGUCCGCAAAAGGCUUAUCCGGUUGCAGAACCGGGCCACGCUAUCGCUCCGAAGGCUCUUCCCACACCACCACCACAAAGCCGAUCAGCCUCUAACUCCUCUCAGGCACGGCCUGAAAUCCAAAAUUUAAUGAAUGCUCUCUCAUCAGCUACUUAUCCUGCAACCAAACAGGCUGUAAUCGACCAGACACCAGAGCAGUUCUGUCGAGGCAGUGUAGAACGCUUUCAAGCCUUCGCCAACCAGGAAGCAGUCGUACAAUCAGAUGCCGAGCGAGUUAAGCUCUUCACUGAUUUCAUAGUCAACGAGUCUAGGUUACGGCGCGAAAGAUACGCUACGGCUAUUGGAGCGAUGGGAUCUGAAAUAUUUGAUUUAACACGGGAUCUAUUCCGCCCUAUGAAGGUGCGGCGCGACUCGACGAAUUUACAAUCCGGAGAAUGGACACCACAGAUGUCCGAAACGAGAUCACAGCGAAAUUCAAUGAAUUCUGUCUUCCGUGAACAAGUCCAAUCGAACUCAGCUCCAGCUUCCGCAAACCUAACUGCCUCUCCCUCUCCUAUGAAUGGAACCCCUGGUAACACGAAUUGGAAUUCCCAAUACAUGCCAUCGCUGUCACCCAUUCUUAGCAUGAGCGUUAGUGAGCAUCCUGAUGAAUCUAGUUCUAGAGGACGACCAGCGAGCCGAUGGUGGGAAACCGAAUCUGGCGGCGAAGGAAACAGAAUAGAGAGGACAAAGCGUGAAUCAAAGUAUAUGGGCGUACCUAAAGAGGCUAGAGAAGCUUUACAAUGGCAAGACACGCCAGGUAGUAUGGACAGUCAUGCGGGACCUAGUGAACAACACUAUUCAGAAAACGAAUACCCCCCGGAAAAGGUGGGAUGGCACGAAUCAAAGCAGGCCACAACACCUCACCCAUUCCGAAACUCACUUCUAUCCGUGGCCUCAUCAGCACCGAACACUCCGUCUCCAUCUCAGCUUGAUAUAUCACGACUCGUAACACUACCGCCACCAUAUCCGCGCCACCACCCCGCUGUAAAUAACAACCACCCAGAACUUUCCUCUACGCGCACACUCGUGCGAGCCCUCAGCGACCUCCGAGAAAUUCAAGGAACCAAAGACCGCUUCCAGCAAGACACCCAACGAGCCCGCGACGAAGCUUCCCAAGCAGCCACCACACGCCAAAAAUCACUACGCGCAAACCUACACCAGGAAAUUAGCGCAGGUAACAUGUCCUAUGCCGAAGCCGCCGCCAUCGAAGCCGACACGCAAGCCUCCGAAAACGCCAAAGCCAAAGAACUCGAAAAGCAAGAAUUCGACCGCUUCCAAAACGCCGUCGUGAUGCCACUAAACGAACUCCUCACAGGCCGCAUCGCGCAAGCAACCUCGCUUUUCGAAGAACUUCGUUCGCGCUUAUUUGUCGAAACACAGGCUCCGGACCCGAACAUGCCGCAGGAAGAAGGCGACGAGCAGCCGGAGCUGCUGGAGAAGCUGACGCUGCUGAAGUGGAUCUUCGAAGCCCGCGAGAUGCUGCACCGUGAGAACUACGAUUUACUCAGCGACCGCAACGAUCGCUACAAGGAGAUGGUGAUUACCCCGUACCGGCUCUCCGGGAACGAGGAGAAGCUGCGCACAGCGGAGGCGUUUUUCGUCGAUGACGCGGAUAAGCGACGCGUGGCGUUCGCGAGCGAGGUUUUGCAGCGCACGCGCGAGUUUCGCGGGGUUAUAGAGGAGAAUGUCGUGAGGGGGGUCGAUAUGCAACUUAAUGCGUUUUGGGACCUCGCGCCGCCGCUGAAGAGGCUGUUGGAUAAGAUUCCGGCGUCAGUGGAUCAGCAUUUCCGCAUUCAGAUCCCGAAUGCGGAGUUUGAGGAGAACCCGAGUUACCUCACGCAUCCGCUGCAGUAUCUGUUUAGCCUCCUGCUGCAUGCUGAGAAGAGCACGUAUCAGUUCAUCGAGUCGCAGACGAAUCUCCUGUGUCUCCUGCAUGAGGUCAAGGAGGCGGUUAUGAGCGCGCGUGCGAAGGUUGGGGAGGCGGAGGGUCGCGAUCCGAGAGUCGUUGAGGAGGAGCGCAAGGCGGAGCAGACGAUGCUUACGGAUGAUCUUAAGGAGAAGGUGCGCGUUGUUCAGGAUCAAUGGGAGGGCGCGCUUGGUGAGGGUAUGAAGGGUGUUAAGGAGCGUGUGGGUGAGUGGCUCUUGUCAACGGGUGGUUGGGAUGAGAGUCUUGAGGAUGGAGGCGUCGGCGGCGUCUAAGGAUGUUCAAAGACCAAGAGUGUCCCCGACGACUAUUGAAAAGGCAGGAAGGCAAAGUCAACGCGAUUCACUGUUGGUGUAAUGGGUCUAGUGUGGGCGACUGCUUGUAACCC
Annulohypoxylon maeteangense is the source of this 3984-nucleotide messenger RNA. RefSeq lists its product as uncharacterized. Bases 314 to 3871 code for a protein of 1185 amino acids. The transcript is spliced from 2 exons. The record is from RefSeq and is a predicted model, not a curated record. Lineage: Eukaryota; Fungi; Ascomycota; Sordariomycetes; Xylariales; Hypoxylaceae.